GGCAGCAGGAGUCACGCGUUGUUUGCCUCAGAAUGCACAGCAAAUAUGGCGGAUGAUGGAGAGUCGCUGGAGUCCUGGCUCAACAAGGCCACUAACCCUUCCAACAGACAGGAAGACUGGGAGUAUAUAAUGGGAUUCUGUGACCAAAUCAAUAAAGAGCUAGAAGGCCCACAAAUAUCCGUCAGGCUGUUGGCUCACAAGAUUCAGUCCCCUCAGGAAUGGGAGGCGAUACAAGCAUUAACGGUUCUUGAGGCUUGUAUGAAGAACUGUGGGCGAAGGUUUCACAAUGAAGUUGGGAAAUUUAGGUUUUUAAAUGAAUUGAUUAAGCUGGUUUCACCCAAAUACCUAGGAGAUAAAGUAUCAGAAAAGGUGAAGUCGAAAGUGAUCGAGAUGCUGUACAGCUGGACUGUGUCUCUGCCCGAAGAAGCAAAGAUCUGUGAAGCAUAUCAGAUGCUGAAGUCUCAGGGUAUUGUUUUAGCUGACCCAGAAAUCCCUCUUGAUGCCACAUUAAUACCGUCACCCUCUCCGCGACCCAAGAAUCCUGUGUUUGAUGAUGAGAAGAAGAGUAAGAGACUAGCAGAGCUGCUGAAGAGCAAAAAGCCUGAUGAUCUGCAAGAGGCCAAUCGGCUCAUCAAGAACAUGGUCAAGGAGGAUGAAGUGAGAACACAGAAAGCAACAAAGCAAAAAAGCACACUGGAGCAGGUCAACAACAAUGUCAAACUCCUAAACGAGAUGCUCGCUCACUUCAAUCCAGAAGACUCCACGGACGGAGACAAAGAGCUGAUUAGGGAGUUGUAUGGUGAUUGUGAUAAGCUUAGGCAAACUGUGGUUCAGCUCGCUACUGAGACUGAAGACAACGACAGCAGCUUGGGAGACAUCCUGCAGGCCAGUGAUGACCUCUCCCGUGUUAUUAACUCCUAUAAGAAGAUUGUGGAAGGACAGACCAUCAAUGGAGAGACUGAAGAAGCACAACAAACUCAAACAUCAGUCAGACAAGGCACCGGCCGCACAAACCAGUCAGAGAUUCUGAUUGACCUGGUGGGUCUGGACAUCCAGAGCCCCUCUCCGCCGGACCAGCAGCCCCCGGCACCUUCUCUGUCUUUUCCUGCUGACCUGCUGUGUGGGUCAGCUGCUGCUGAACCUCAGUCCCAGAGCCCCAGUGCACCCUCUGCAGCUCUCUCUCUGCUGGAUGAAGAGCUACUAUCCUUAGGCCUCAAUGAGCCCACUCCUGUUGAUUCCAGUCAGGAUUUGCAUCUUUUUGACACUACUUCGCCUACGGGUCCUACAUUUUCUUCAUCUUCACUUUUUCCAGAUGCUCUGCCUGCAACAGUAGCUCCACUUAACCCUACCAAGUCUUCUACAGCUGCCUCUGCCUUAACUUUCCCUGGCCCUGUCUUGGCACCUCCGGUUUUUACAGAAUCUAUCCCAACAACAUCAGUCAUAUUCCCACAGCCCCUUAGUACAGUAUUGACCGCCUCGGCCCCAUCUGCUCUUCCUCAGUCAUUCACUGUGGACUUGCCUGCUUCCUCAGCCACCCACGUCACCAUGUCACAACAGGUCUCCAGUCCACCUGGAGCUCCGCAUUCUUCCUCAACUUCUCUCAGUAACAAUCUGCAAGACCUUUCCUUGCUGGAUCUGGGCAGUCCUAAAAAUACACAUGGUGCAAUGGAUUUUGGCAGCUUGUUGGUCAAGAGUGAGGAUCUGUGCACUCCUGCUACCCUGUCCUCCAGCCUUGGCGUCUCCUCUACCACAUCCACCUCACUGCUCACAGGAGGGAUGCAGGGAGGCUCUGCUCUCCCACCCGCCAAGAGUCAAGCAGAUGACAGUCCUCUGUUACGCUCUCUGUCCCCCAUCCUCCCUCUGAGCCAGGCCAACCCAGGCAUGGGACAGGAAGUGUCCCUGGCCAAUGUCUUUGUCCCUUUGGAUGCCAUCAAGCCAAGUAAAGUGAGUCCUGUGACAGCAUAUGACAAAAACGGUGUCCGUGUUCUGCUGCAUUUUGCCACUGAUUGUCCACCAGGCAGGCCUGAUGUACUGGUGAUAGUGGCAUCCACGCUUAACACAGCCCCACUGCCUGUCAGGAACAUUGUUCUGCAGGCAGCUGUGCCCAAGACGAUGAAAGUAAGACUGCAGCCACCCUCAGGAACAGAGCUGGCUCCCUUCAACCCUAUCCUUCCCCCUGCUGCCAUCACUCAGGUCAUGUUGCUUGCCAAUCCUCUCAAGGAGAAGGUUCGGAUGAGAUACAAACUGACAUUCACACUGGGAGAGCAGCCGCUCACAGAGGUGGGGGAGGUGAAUGAGUUCCCGCCUGCUGACAGAUGGGGUGCUCUAUAGCCCUGUUUACCCUACUGAAGAUGGUUAGACACGGCUAGACCUCCAUAACAAUUUAGGUUGUUAGUGCAGCUCAGAAGUCAAAUGAAAGGGCAGUAUUGGAAGGCUUUUAGGGAAAAUUUGAAAAAUAUAACACAAACUUAAAUGGAGCUUGAAGGAGUUUUUCUGCUUGAGGUGUUCCCACUGAAGUAGCCAAAGUCCUGUAGCGUACAUCCAACUUAAACCUUUCUUCAGUGCCAGGGAUAGUCAGUGUGGUGCAAUAAUACAUGGUCUGAACUGGCUGAACAUGGAUGAUGGUUAUGUGGGAACAUAUUGCUAAGUUAUUAUUAAGUUGUUGCUAUUAUUGUACCCUUCUGCUCUUGUUUUAAUGUUAAUGUUUACUCCUGUCCCUCAGUCAUAUCACAACUGGAGAAUAUUUGCACUUUUGGAUGCCAGAUAGUCUUAAUACAGAGCAAAAACACAUGUUGAAGGAGAUUGUCGAGCCAGGGUCACAUGAACAUGUGAACACAGCCUGCAAUUCACAUGAUUUACCGCUGACAGUGUAGGAUAACAGUGUUUUACGCUGAAGAUAUUGGAAUUGAGUGGACAAGGGCCCCUCUGUUGCUAAAUAAAAGGCACUCAUAGAUUGGCUCAUUAGGAAUCAGUUACUCUCAGUUCACUGCUUCCAGUAUGGCUGGCAGUUACUACUGAAUACAUUGAGACAAACUCAUAGCUCAGACUCUUGCUGUAUGUUUUAGUCUUUCAGUAUUUAUUGUUACAGAUGUAUUAUUUAUUUUGGUUGGGGGAGGAAAGUGUCAAAUCUGUUAACUUACUUCUAUGAUAUCGCAAUUGACAACUGUAUUCCUUCUGCAUACUCUUCUUACGAUAGACACUUUAAGUAUUGCAGUCAAAAUGGCACAAAUCAGUAGUGGUAGUGUUUCCAAAUACUCAGACAAACAUUUUAUAAUAUGUUACAUUAUGUAGCAACAGUGAGUUAACUCUGGGUGGUAUUUUAAUAUAAAGCAGCCUUGUGUAAGAGAUAUUGGCUCCUUUUCCUUGGCAGGUACAACAUGAGCCAGUACGGGCAAGGAAAAACUACAUACAUUAAGUGGACAUUCUUAAGAAAGCGCACACCAGCCGAUAAUUAACCCUUGGGCAUAGAGAGGCAUAUUGUUCGAAAGUAAUUAAAUGCCAUGUAUAGCUUUGCCCUUACUCCUACUGUUACACCAUGUUGUGGAAACCAAGCUAAAGGAGGCAGGUUAUUUUUCCUGGGUCAGCUGUAAAUGUUUAGCUUUUGUGGGAGUUUCCUAUUAUCCAACUAGGAAAAUAUUUCUUUGAGUAAGCCUCGAGAAAAUAACACAGAUUGGAGGCCACAACAUUAAAACCUGUUGCUGGUUUUAAUGUUAUGGCUGAAUGGUGUGUACACAGUAUGGUGGUUAAUUCAAAGGCUUACAAUGUGUUCAUCUAAAACUGUGUCCUUUUUUCUGUACAGGAGAUUCUCUACAUAUUUCUUAUAAGAUAAAUUAUUUGUCUUAGAUCGUUAAAUGAACUUGUCAUGACAUAUUUUUUGAAAAACUAUUUCUGUGCAUGGGAAAAUAAAGAAUGAGAUGGGUC
Messenger RNA from Lates calcarifer (barramundi perch), 3921 nucleotides. It is a transcript of the gene gga3a, whose product is annotated as golgi associated, gamma adaptin ear containing, ARF binding protein 3a. NCBI's taxonomy places the organism in Eukaryota, Metazoa, Chordata, Actinopteri, Centropomidae. Gene Ontology annotation, biological process: intracellular protein transport; vesicle-mediated transport. Gene Ontology annotation, cellular component: trans-Golgi network. The record is from RefSeq and is a predicted model, not a curated record. Gene Ontology annotation, molecular function: ubiquitin binding; phosphatidylinositol binding; small GTPase binding.